Lutzomyia longipalpis is the source of this 738-nucleotide messenger RNA. RefSeq names its product D-aminoacyl-tRNA deacylase (gene Dtd). Gene Ontology annotation, biological process: tRNA metabolic process. NCBI's taxonomy places the organism in Eukaryota, Metazoa, Arthropoda, Insecta, Diptera, Psychodidae. Gene Ontology annotation, molecular function: D-tyrosyl-tRNA(Tyr) deacylase activity. The record is from RefSeq and is a predicted model, not a curated record. Gene Ontology annotation, cellular component: cytoplasm. The transcript is spliced from 3 exons. The coding region runs from base 72 to 551 and encodes 159 amino acids.
AUUUCUUAGAAAAAUAAAUUGGAGAUUUUUGUGUUUUUUUCGUGGCGCAAAAAAUAAAGAAUUUUCCAAGAAUGAAAGCAAUUAUCCAGAGAGUUACCGCAGCCUCAGUUACAGUGAACGAGGAAAUUGUUAGUGCCAUUGGUAGGGGCCUAUGUGUCCUCGUGGGGAUUUGCAAGGAUGACACUGCCAAGGAUGUUGAGUACAUCGUGAGGAAACUUUUAAACAUCCGGCUGUUUGAAGAUAGUUCCGGAAAGAGAUGGUCUAAAUCAGUCCUAGAUGAGCAGCUGGAGAUUCUCUGUGUUAGUCAAUUCACCCUGUAUCAUCGACUAAAGGGGAACAAGCCUGAUUUUCAUUUAGCAAUGCAGGGCACGGAAGCUCAGGACCUCUACAAUUCCUUCCUGCAGCAAUUGGGUCAAAAGUACCGAGCAGAUAGAAUAAAAGAUGGAAAAUUUGGGGCUUACAUGCAGGUUCAUAUCCAAAAUGAUGGACCUGUAACACUUGAAUUGGACUCGGAGCCCAAAAGAAGCGACGAGAAGGGUGAAGAGAAAUGAGAACAUUUUCAGCUCUAGACAUUUUUAUUUACUCCGAUUUUCCUUCUCUUUAAGUUUUUAUUAAUAUAAUUAUCUCGUGUAAUUUAUAAGAUUUUCUGUAUAUUAAAUCAAAAAAAUUAUAUACGUCAAAACUAAAAUACAAUGAAAAAUGCUUAAGAACCAAAAUCUGUGGCAUUUUUAAUGGAAA